CAAGCGAACGAGCAAUCCCCAGGGUCUGCGUGCCUCCAAGCACCCGAGCACCAUGAAGCUCCUCCACCACCUCCUCUCAAGUGCAGUCUGCGUGGCCGUCCUAGCUGCGACGACCGUCGCCAACGUCGAAGGCAAAGUGUACGACUCUGACUACGCUACGCCUGCAAAGGGUGAAGGUCACUUCGGGCCCUUCCGAGGCCCCGAGGUGGAGCACAACUUCGACCGGAGCGAGCUCUACCCCGGUCCAGAAGAGAGUGAAGACGACACCCAACUUGUUCCUGCCGCCGGUGGGGAAUAUGAAGACGACCUGCUGCCUCAACGACUCUCUGAUGCAGGUAUCGACAAUGCUGGCCAGGCCACUGAGUUUGAUCAAGAGGCAUUCGAGGACCGAGUACUAGCCCCCGACGUCUUCCUGGAAGAGUUCCCGGCUGAAUAUCUAGUAGCUGUCGAUGCUGAGGAUGGCGGUGCCGCACAACCAGAUCCCUUCGGGCAGGAGCUGCUUGAGUACACCCGCCACCUUCGCAGCCUGGUGGACCCGCCUCGUCCUCAGGAGCCCCUGGCAUUCCCGGCCCUGGCUCUCGACGAUCCCGAGCCUCCAGCGAUUGAGCCGAAGCUCCCAGGAGACAGCGACUCGAAAGCCAACUUGCGCGGGCCCGAGCAAGAUCAGCUAUGAGCCCAGGAACGGGACCAAAUGCGGGAGUCAGCUGACGUGU
Molecule: messenger RNA, 713 nt
Organism: Phytophthora sojae
Lineage: Eukaryota; Oomycota; Peronosporomycetes; Peronosporales; Peronosporaceae
Exons: 1
Coding region: 53-673 (206 amino acids)
Source: RefSeq, a predicted model, not a curated record